AUGGCCUCGGAAACCAUCAACUUUGGGCAGAUAUUUGCGGUCGCUGUCGUCGGCUUUCUCUUAUAUCGCUGGUUCUCUGGGCCCACUCUCCCAUCGUCACAAUCUUCUGGCCGUAACGGAGGGCGUCAAGUCAACCCUGAGCAUGUCGAAGCAGUAGCCCAGAUGUAUCCUCAACUGGACAGACGAGCAAUCAUAUGGGACUUGCAUCGCAACGGAGGCAGCGUUCAAGCGACUGUAGAGAGGUUGCUUGGUGGAAGGACUUUGGAGACGCCCCCACCAUCAUUCCAACCUCCGAUCCCUCGUGCCGCAGCCCCACCUGCUGCCAGCAGACCUGUCGCAGAAGCAAAAGUCAACCCCGAUCUGAUUACUCGAUACAACCUCUCGUCGCGUCUCAGUACCCAAGAAGGCAGUCAAGAGUCUGAAGCAACAGGCACAAAGGGUUGGUCUCAGAACAAGACAGAAAGAUCUGAAAUUCUGAAGCGAAGAAGAGAGGAGAUGGUGCUUGCUGCGAGACGGAAGAUGCAGGCAAAGGACCAGACCAAGACUGUCUAA
This is a messenger RNA of Aureobasidium subglaciale EXF-2481, 552 nucleotides long. RefSeq lists its product as uncharacterized. The transcript is spliced from 2 exons. Gene Ontology annotation, molecular function: ubiquitin binding. The record is from RefSeq and is a predicted model, not a curated record. The coding region runs from base 1 to 552 and encodes 183 amino acids. Lineage: Eukaryota; Fungi; Ascomycota; Dothideomycetes; Dothideales; Saccotheciaceae.